Messenger RNA from Colletotrichum scovillei, 719 nucleotides. Its product is annotated as RNA polymerase N/8 kDa subunit. Gene Ontology annotation, molecular function: zinc ion binding; DNA-directed RNA polymerase activity; DNA binding. Gene Ontology annotation, biological process: tRNA transcription by RNA polymerase III; transcription by RNA polymerase II; transcription by RNA polymerase I. Bases 167 to 397 code for a protein of 76 amino acids. Lineage: Eukaryota; Fungi; Ascomycota; Sordariomycetes; Glomerellales; Glomerellaceae. The transcript is spliced from 4 exons. Gene Ontology annotation, cellular component: RNA polymerase I complex; RNA polymerase III complex; RNA polymerase II, core complex. The record is from RefSeq and is a predicted model, not a curated record.
CCCCGGAAGUUUUCUUUGACGACGGCGACGACGAUUUCGGAAGGCAACAGUCCCAGGACCCUCAAACCACGCAACACCUCGAGAAGCGACGCACCGGAACCGCUACGGUCUCUCAGUGAACCAACGUCAAACUGCCACAGCUCCAUUUCCGACUUUCUCAGGCACAAUGAUUAUCCCCGUUCGCUGCUUCUCUUGCGGCAAGGUCACCGGAGACCUGUGGGAGCGCUACCUCAAGCUCAUCGACGACGGCAUUACGGAUGGCGACGCGAUGGACCAGCUUGGCCUGAAGCGCUACUGCUGCCGCCGCAUGGUCAUGACCCACGUCGACCUUAUUGAGAAGCUUCUCAAGUACACCCCCGACGGUCGCAACGAGAAGAAGAUGUCCUUGAACCCGUAAAGUGCCGGGAAUGGAUUUCACGAAUUGGAGUUUUUGGAAAACAUUGGCAUUGCAAGGCGUUAGGGAUUCUCGUGGAAGGCAGAGUACGCUGCGCAAAUAGGGGGAAAGCUGUGCUCGAGCCGUGACGGAGCGUCAGCGAACAUGUGCUUCAGUACAGAUGGAAAGCUCCCGUCUCCGACUCCUACAGGCAGCGAGAACCAGCCACCUCAAAGCAAGCUCAGCAAGCGGUGGCAAGAGGCAUGUCGAUUGGCAUCGAGACAACUACAGGCCCAGAUGCAACCCCGCCACAUGGAAAUGGACAGUGGCUGCAAUUGUACGCAGG